Xyrauchen texanus (razorback sucker) is the source of this 1947-nucleotide messenger RNA. RefSeq names its product 28S ribosomal protein S31, mitochondrial-like. Gene Ontology annotation, cellular component: mitochondrial small ribosomal subunit. The record is from RefSeq and is a predicted model, not a curated record. The coding region runs from base 489 to 1736 and encodes 415 amino acids. Gene Ontology annotation, molecular function: structural constituent of ribosome. The transcript is spliced from 7 exons. NCBI's taxonomy places the organism in Eukaryota, Metazoa, Chordata, Actinopteri, Cypriniformes, Catostomidae.
GAAAAGUUAAACUGAGAACGUAAAUGUAUGGGGCAUGCUUAUCUUUAUUUCACAUAGGCCUACUUGCCUUGAGAACGACUAGUGAGAUGGUCAUGCUGCCUUUUUACUGAACGGAUACAUUUGAGAACGACUGAAUUGUGACCUCUCGGCAAGGAUCCGAAAGCAAGGAAGUAUGGAGGUUGAUAGCGAUGGCAGGAGCAGCGGCAGCUCCCUCUGGACCAGUUAAGAGCUGUGGCGUUUUCUAGUUAACUCCGUUUUUAUUUCUCAGUAGCAAUGUAUCCCAUUUAGACUUAUUAAACAGAUAAAAUCUAAACUAACUGUUUAAUUAUCCGGAAAAAGUCGUAACGGAGCAGUAAAUCCACUAUUAUCGAGUCAAGAGUGUGUAAAAAUGUCCCGGAACUUUCUACAUCUCAGUCGCCUGACGGACAGUUCACAGCGCUGCACGGGGAAACGUGCACGGACGACAUUGAGGGCUUCUGAGGGGAGAAAUGAUGUAUAAAAGAUUAUUACAAAUUUAUCAAGUCCGAAAUGGAUUACCUUCCACAAAAUGUAAAGAGAACGACAUUUAUGCUCCUGUUUUCUGGAUCACCGGUAAAGCAAGUCGGAGGCCAAUAGGAACAAGUAGCAUCUAUUUGAGUGAAGAUAAAGAGACCUCCACACCCCUGUCAGAAGAGAAUGAGGCUAAAUCAGAGGUUAGCAAAGAUGGGCAGAGGAACACAGAAAUUGAUAUGGGGGACACCGACAUUUCAAAAGUGGCAUUGGCAUCACAGUCAGAGACUGAAGCAGUGGCUAAACCCGAGGACAGUAAAGGAUCUGAGAAGACAAUAACAGGGAAGCAAAGUCUUCUGGAGCUGCUUGGAGCUAUGAAGGUGGAGGUCACAACCAAACGUAAAUUAGGAUCCCCAAAGUUUCCAAGAAAUAUCGAGAGGCCAGAGCCAAUGUCCAUGGAAAGCACACACAGCAUGUUUCAGCAUGCCUCAUCUGAGGGUUCAAAACAGCACGUGACAUUGAAUCCAGCACUGGCUGCUGCAGCCUCAGCAGCUGCAUCCACACUGCCCAACAGCCAUCAAGCUGAGUCAGAGCUCCUUCAACAGUUGAGAAAAUAUGAAGCCAUACCUGACACCCAGAGGAGAACAGAGGGACAGAACAUAGGAAACAUAAUUGCUGAUAUGAAAGUUGGAAAAAGGCAGAAUGGCAGAACAAAUGCCAGGCCUACCAGUCAGAUUCGCUUUGAUGAUGAUGGCCAGGGAUAUAUUAGAGACGGCGGCAUUACCAUUAAACUUGAUGCAGUCUAUAAAAGGAGUCCUUUCACUGGUAAGAGGCUGAACAUCUUCACAGCAGGUGUAGAGCAAGAUGCAGUGUCAGAUCUGGGCCCCACCCUUUGGGACAUUGAUCUAGCCAAUCAGAUUGUCCAGUCAACAAAUCAAAUGCCUCGGAAUGGCUUUGAGGAGAUGAUCCAGUGGACCAAAGAGGGCAAGCUUUGGCAAUAUCCAAUCAACAAUGAGGCUGGCUUGGAGGAAGAGACAAAUAUACCCUUUCAUGAACACGUGUUUCUGGAGAAGUACCUUGAGGACUCAUUCCCCCGGCAGGGCCCAGUCAGGCAAUUCAUGGAACUUGUUAUUACUGGCCUUUCAAAGAAUCACCACCUCAAAGUUCAACAGAAAAGGGAGCAUAUUGCCUGGUUCAGAGACUACUUCCAGCAGAAAGACAAAGUUCUUAAAGAGGCAGAGGCAUAACUUUAACCUGUAAAAUGCAAGAAAAGUGAUGCUUCACCUUAAUUUAAUUCCCUUGUUUAAAACCAUCUGAUAAAAAUCUUAAUUUGCUGUCAUGAAACAGUGGCAAGAAAUCCAAUUUGGAUUGUAAUUGUUUCUUAAUGGUCAUUUUUUUGUUACAGUAUACAACCUAUGACAAAUUGUAUAAUUCUGGAAUUUAUCCUAUAAAAAGCAG